AUGGCGGACGAGGCCGAAGCUGCGGGUGCGGCGGAGCCGCAGGCGCCACGCGAUGACGUGAGCGUGACGCUCAUGGGCAACGUGCUCGAGAAGCUGCGCGUGCUGCAGUACGAACGCGAGUUCGGCAAGAAGAAGAGCUUCGCACCCUUCAGCGAGACGCAGUUCGCCGUGCUCGGGCCCGGCACCAACGCCAGUGCACAGUUCAAGAGCUUCCUGGACCUCGUGACCUUCCUGCUCAAGAGCUGCAACCAGGAGUUCGUCGUGGACAAGUACGACGACCCCAACACUAGCGUCAACAAGCUCAUCCUGACGCUCAAGACCAUGGGCUUCCCGCUCGACUUCCCGGCUUCCAAGCUCAAGCUCGGCUACGGCGAGGCCGCGUGUGCCGCGCUCGACUUCAUCUGCGACCAGGCGCUUGCUGCUCGCCGCUUCGACUGGCCGCGGCCGCAGUACCCCAAGGAGGACUUCGCGGAUGAGGCCGAGGUAGACGACGACGCUGAAGUGGAUACGGCUAAUGACGACGACGAUAACGCGCUGCCUGGAGCUGAAGAGGAGGCCGAGGAGCUCUAUAGCGACUUGGUGCGCAGCGGCAAGGCCGCCGAGGACCAGCACGACCUGGACCAGAGCUUCCAGCAGAUGAUCAUGAGCGAGGUUGACCCGCUGCUCUGGAAGACGGAGCUCGAGCGCGUCGGCCCGCGUCUCAAGGUGAAAGGCGGUGCGGGUGCGGCAGCAGCGGGCAAGGAAUGGCACGCGCACAUUGAGCGCUCGAGAGAGCACGAAACGGUCAUGCGCGAGCUGCUGCCGCGCGCGAACGCCCAGCUGCGGCUGCUCGGCACGCAACUCGCGGAGGCCAUAGGGCGCAUGGGGGCCAAGGAGAAGACACUGAACAAUCAGUACGAGCACUUGCGGCAAGAGUACACGGCGCUCAAGGAGAAGCUGCAGGCCGCAACGGAAGUCAGCAAGGCGGGAGCUGACCGCGUGAACGUCAUGACAACCGAGUACGCCGAGACCACGGAGCUGUUGAAGGAGACCAAGGGCGUCAUGGACGAGCGCGGAGCCAAGAUGACCGACACGUCGCCGCUCGUACACAUCAAGGACGCGCUCAAGACCCUCGCUGCGGAGAUCAAGAACUUCGAGCUGCGCAUUGGCGUUGUCAGCCAUACGUUGCUGCAGGCCAAGUGCCGUCAGGCAAGUGCCGCCAGUGCACGACGACGGGGUCGCGAAGCGGCCGCUGCAGAUGGACAGAGCUAUCAAGACCCCGAGUACGACCCGAGCGACGAGGACUCAAACUAA
Molecule: messenger RNA, 1293 nt
Organism: Phytophthora sojae
Lineage: Eukaryota; Oomycota; Peronosporomycetes; Peronosporales; Peronosporaceae
Exons: 2
Coding region: 1-1293 (430 amino acids)
Biological process (GO): intraciliary transport; non-motile cilium assembly
Cellular component (GO): intraciliary transport particle B; Golgi apparatus; centrosome
Source: RefSeq, a predicted model, not a curated record